Microcebus murinus (gray mouse lemur) is the source of this 1302-nucleotide messenger RNA. Lineage: Eukaryota; Metazoa; Chordata; Mammalia; Primates; Cheirogaleidae. The record is from RefSeq and is a predicted model, not a curated record.
AUGGCGGAGUCCGGGUGGAGACUGAGUUCUGCAAUGAUCCCCGCCGCCGGCUACCCCGCAGUUGGGGCGAGUCCUACUCUGUUCCGAGACUAUGCCGGCAAGCAUCCUCUUCGCCGAAGCAGGCGCCACCACUGGCGCAUCGUGGCAGUCAUUGGUGCAGUGGGCUAUCAGUUGCUUUUUUUUUCCUCCCCCAACCCCCCAUCAGUUGCUUUCAACAAGGUUAAUAGAUGUAAUCCUCUCUUCUGCCUUUACAGAUUUGCUGCUAUUCAUGCUGAGGCUCCCGAAUUUAUGAAAGUUGAACAGGAAAUUCUGGUAACUGGUAUCAAGGUUGUGGAUCUGCUAGCUCCCUAUGCCAAGGGUGGCAAAAUUGGGCUCUUUGGUGGUGCCGGAGUUGGCAAGACUGUACUGAUCAUGGAGUUAAUCAAUAAUGUCGCCAAAGCCCAUGGUGGUUACUCUGUGUUUGCUGGUGUUGGUGAGAGGACCCGUGAGGGCAAUGACUUAUACCAUGAAAUGAUUGAGUCUGGCGUUAUCAACUUAAAAGAUGCUACCUCCAAGGUGGCACUGGUGUACGGUCAAAUGAAUGAACCACCCGGUGCUCGUGCCCGGGUAGCUCUGACGGGACUGACUGUGGCUGAAUACUUCAGAGACCAAGAAGGUCAAGAUGUACUGCUGUUUAUUGAUAACAUCUUCCGCUUCACCCAGGCUGGCUCAGAGGUAUCUGCCUUAUUGGGCAGAAUCCCUUCUGCUGUGGGCUAUCAGCCUACUCUGGCCACUGACAUGGGUACUAUGCAGGAAAGAAUCACCACCACCAAGAAGGGAUCUAUCACCUCUGUGCAGGCUAUCUAUGUGCCUGCUGAUGACUUGACUGAUCCUGCCCCUGCCACUACCUUUGCCCAUUUGGAUGCUACCACUGUGCUGUCCCGUGCUAUCGCUGAACUGGGCAUCUAUCCAGCUGUGGAUCCUCUAGACUCCACCUCUCGCAUCAUGGAUCCCAACAUUGUUGGCAAUGAGCAUUAUGACGUUGCCCGUGGGGUACAAAAGAUCCUGCAAGACUACAAGUCCCUUCAGGACAUCAUUGCCAUUCUAGGUAUGGAUGAACUUUCUGAGGAAGACAAGUUGACUGUGUCCCGUGCACGAAAAAUACAGCGUUUCUUGUCUCAGCCAUUCCAGGUUGCUGAGGUCUUUACAGGUCAUAUGGGGAAGCUGGUACCACUGAAGGAAACUAUCAAAGGAUUCCAGCAGAUUUUGGCAGGUGAGGUUUUAAGUGUAAAGCUGAACAUAAAAUGAUAGAAAAACUGAAAU